Molecule: messenger RNA, 1600 nt
Organism: Maylandia zebra (zebra mbuna)
Lineage: Eukaryota; Metazoa; Chordata; Actinopteri; Cichliformes; Cichlidae
Source: RefSeq, a predicted model, not a curated record
GCGAAUGUCGGAAAGCGGUGCUCUGACUGUUGUGAUGCGUUUAAAACCUGCAUGAGCCGCGGUGGGCGUGGCCAACAAUCACACAAACACACCCGUUCUUCUCUUUGGAAGUAUUUUUUAGUUUUUAAACGUAAUUUAUUUGUCUUGGGGCGUAACAUUAAUUUACUGGAGCUCAAAAUGUCAAACCCUCUGCAACCUCUCUUCAUCGUGGUGAAGAAGACUGUGGAGCCACUUUGGGAGGAAAAUAACGGUACACGACGUUAGCUGAAGGUUAGCUUCUCAGAAACAGGUAGCUCGAGUGGACAGCUAGCUGCUGAGAGAGGGAGGCUCAGCCAUGGAGCGCGGAACUUUUUCAAAGUACUCCUGGACCGACUUCGUCUUCUCCGUGAUCGGAGUGUGCACUUUUCUCGUAGACUGGGGCUCCGAUGUUUGGGUGGCCACUGAGUUUUACUGCCGAGGAGACUUCUUCUGGUUCGGAGUCCUGGUUGGCCUCAUGGUCCUGUCGUCCGUCGUGGUCCAGAUGUUCAGCUGGUUCUGGUUCAAGUACGACCGAGAGCUGCCGGGCUUCAGCGAACACACUGGGGCGAAAAGCGUGCUCUUCGGGGACAGAGUGAAGUUGUCUUGCCUGCUGCAUGUUCUACAACUGGGCUUCCUCUUUAGACACAUUUCCGCCAUACGUCAGGGCUUUAGAGUCUGGUGGAGGAAAGAGGAAGGGUCAGAGUAUGCCGUUUACCUGACACAUGACCUGAGCAUGCUCCGUCUUAUCGAGACCUUCUGUGAGAGCGCACCUCAGCUCACCCUGAUGAUCCACGUCAUACUUCGCACCAACAAGGCCAGGACAGUUCAGUUUGUAAGUAUUGCUGCUUCAACCACCUCCAUAGCCUGGAUGGUAGUGGAUUACCACCGCUGCCUGCGUGCCUUCCUCAUAGAGAAAGCCAAGCAGGGAUGGGGGUCCUCCUUAAUCUAUUUCCUGUGGAAUCUGCUGCUAAUCGCUCCACGGGUGGUGGCACUCGCCCUGUUCUCCUCUGUCCUUCCUGGAUACAUCGCCGCCCAUUUUCUGAUGCUGUGGUUCGUCUUUGUGCUGUGGGCGUGGCAACAGAGGACAAACUUCAUGGACAGCGUGGGUGGGGAGUGGCUGUACCGGUCCACCGUGGGGCUCAUCUGGUACUUCAGCUGGUUUAACGUGGCUGAGGGUCAGACCCGUGGCAGGAGUCUAAUCUACCAUUCCUUCAUGACCAUAGAUGGGGUGAUCCUGCUGGUGACCUGGUGGUGCUACAGAGACCUGGUCCAGACUGAUGCGUUCGUCCUCCCACUUCUCAUCUUUCUACCUCUCACUUACCUCCUGGGGCUGCUUUUUAAAACUCUGUACUACUGCUGUUUCCACCCUAAACUGUGGAGACCUCUGGGGAGGGAGCCCGGACUGCCCAGUGAUCUGCCUGAUGCAGAAGUGUCCUUUAGAGACUUUUCCAUCCAGGACAGCACCCCGUCCUCUACACUUGUCAACAAACGCAUGGCCUGCCACGCCACUAAUUUUUACACAGAUCAAAGAGUCCUCCGAACCCCUCACGGCACAAACGGUGCCGAGCCCCCUCAUCUGUGA